Naegleria fowleri is the source of this 2460-nucleotide messenger RNA. RefSeq lists its product as uncharacterized. The record is from RefSeq and is a predicted model, not a curated record. Gene Ontology annotation, molecular function: RNA binding; 3'-5'-RNA exonuclease activity. The coding region runs from base 1 to 2460 and encodes 819 amino acids. Gene Ontology annotation, cellular component: exosome (RNase complex); P-body. Gene Ontology annotation, biological process: mRNA catabolic process. Lineage: Eukaryota; Heterolobosea; Eutetramitea; Acrasida; Naegleriidae. The transcript has a single exon.
AUGCAUAAUACUGGCAACUCUUUAGAAAAGAGAAGUCAAGCCAGCAAGCCGUCACAGAAGAAAGUUGGUACUUGUGAUGAUGGCAACACGAAUGAUGUUACUAGAAAAACAAACAAGAAAAACUACAAGAAUGGGAAUUCAAAAGGACAAACCCGUUUUGUAGAGUAUUUGUCAUCCAAAGAGGUUGACGAAGGUUUAAAGAAUGGUACACUUUUUGAAGGUGUUCUCCAUAUCAAUCAACAAAACAGACAAUUGGCGUUUGUUGUCUUGGAAGAAGCUUUGAAACAAAAACUUCAACAUGAUAUGGAUGUUAGAAUUAGUGGUGAAGCUAGAAGAAAUAGAGCUUUCCACGGUGACAGAGUGAUUAUCAAAAUUGAUGAUAGAAGCGAAUGGCAGGAAAGAAAGGUCUCUACAGCCAUUGGACAAAGAUCAGAUGAACCAUCAGAUUUAUUUGAAGAUGAAGGCAAUGAAACUGGUAUAGAUGAUGAAAGUACUCCAACAACAACAACAGAUAAUUUUAGAAAGUUGCUUCAACCCACUGGGAGAGUUGUUGCAAUUAAGGAACGCGCAAAGAAAAGAGAUUUUGUUGGAUUUUUAACAACCUCACGUGAGAAUGGUGUUAUUGAUGAAGCUGACCAACAUUGUAUUUUUGUUCCUCUCGAUAAGAGAUGUCCUCGAAUGGUCAUUCCUCUUUCUCAAUGUUCAGACUCUUUCAAAAGUAAUCCUAUGGCUCAUUCCAUGGAACUUUAUGUUGUUCAAUUUUCUACAUGGAGUGAGAAAGCUACUCUUCCUUAUGGCAGGAUUAUUAAACACUUGGGAAGAGCUGGUAAUAUCAAAACUGAUUUAGAAGCAGUCGUUAUUGAUUAUGAAAUUGACGUGACAUCCUACUCAGAGAAAGUUAUUGAAGAGAUUCGUAAUGAACUUAAUAUUCCAGCUGCUGAUGAAUGGAAAAUUCCAGAAGCAGAGAUGCAAAAAAGAAAAGAUGCAAGAUCAGAACGAGUUUUCACCAUUGACCCAAAGCAAUCGAAGGAUCUAGAUGAUGCAAUCUCAAUUCAAAGACUUGAUGACGGUAUUUUCAAAGUAGGAAUUCAUAUUGCUGAUGCUUCUCAUUUCAUUGUUCCUGGCUCAAAGCUGGACAAAAUUGCUCAAAAGAGAGCUACCAGCGUCUAUUUGGAUCACAUGACCAUUCCAAUGCUUCCAAACUUUUUAUGUGACGACAUUUGCAGUUUAUUACCUGGUAAAGAGAGACUCGCCUUUAGCGUUUAUGUACUCAUGAACGAAAAUGGUGAGGUUUUAAGAGAUCAAAGAGUUGAAUUCCAAAAAUCCGUUGUCAAGUCUUGCGCCAAGCUCACUUACGAGAUUGCUCAAGAUAUCAUUAGCGGAAAAAUCUCUUCUGACUCUGAAAUUUAUAUGGAUGAUUGUCCAAGAGAGACUGAAACAUUUUGCCCAAAUGUCCCUGGUUCACUUGUUGAAGAUGUUUUGCUUCUUCACAAGCUCGCCAUGAAGAGAAGACAAAGUAGGAUUGAAAAUGGAACACUUUCUCUUAGCAAGCCAAGAAUUCAGUUAGAACUCUCUGAAGAUAUGGAAACUGUCAAGUCAGUCAACAUUAAGGAAGAAAAGGAAAGCAAUAAUAUGAUUGAAGAAUUAAUGUUGUUGGCUAACUAUUUAACAGCAGAACACUUAUUGCGAACAAGUUCCAAUCAAGGUGUUUCUGUGUUGUUACGGUCUCAUGGUAGUCCAUUUGAGAAGAAAAUGAACGAUUUUGUCGAGUUUUGUAACAAUGCCAAAGUUGACAUCAAUGUCGAAUCUGCUGCUGAUCUCGACAAUAGCUUACGAAUGAUUACCGACGACGAAGUCUCUGCAGUUAUUAAUUUAGAGGCAACAAAAGCAAUGCAGUCUGCCAAAUACUUUGCCUACAAUGACAGAGAUGGUUAUGUUCUAUCUACUCAUCACUAUGCUCUCAACGUUCCUUAUUAUACUCAUUUUACAUCACCAAUUAGAAGAUAUUCAGAUGUUAUUGUUCACAGACAAUUAGCAUAUGCUCUAUUUUCUGAUCGCCCUGUUUUAUACUCGAAUGAGCUGAAGAGAUUGAUUGACCAAUGCAACAAAAAGUCAACUCUUGCAAAACGUGCCGAAGAUCAAACAAAGCACUUGUAUCUUUGCCAAUACAUUGAACAAAAUCCAGACCUUAACAGAGUUCUUGCUAUUGUUCGUGGAUUGAGUGGAAAGACCAUUAGAGUUGUGAUUCCACAAUUAUCUCUUGAAUGCAAGCUGCCUAUUGACUCUUUCAGAUCAAGAAUUAAGGAUAAAAAGCAUGAUAAGGAAACUGGAAUUUUGAGAUGGGUAUGGAUUGAAGAUGAAAAAGAAGAAAACAUUCAUCUCUUCGACAAGAUCCCUGUUCGUCUCUAUGUCAAACGAUACAAUCCUCUACCAGAAAUUGCCAUUGCUCUGGACAAAUAA